AUGUACAAUCCUAAUACUUCAAAUACUUUGAAUACUUUGAAUACUUCGAGUCAAUCUCGGAAUACCAAGAAUUUCUCGACUGGAGAAAAUCAUCCUGAAGAAAAUGAUGAACCCCUAGAAGAUCAAGUUUUUCUUCUACCUCGUGGUCAUGUUCCGCAAGCAUACCUUGAUUUGUCAAACACUGACAUGGCUAGCAUGGAUAUACAUCUUCCAGAAAGCAACGUAGGUUACAAGUUAUUAACAAAAAUGGGCUGGAAAGCUGGUCAAGGACUUGGAAGCUUGCAACAAGGGAGAAAAGAACCAAUUCGUAUAGAUACAAAGUCUGAUUGUUUAGGUGUCGGAAAACUUGAGGAAGAAAAUUUUUAUCACGUAGUUAGUACUGCAAAACGCAAAGCAUUAGACAGUGAGAAAAUCGCAGAAGAAACAGAGGAAGAACGUCAACAAAGACAGAACAAAGUACAAAAACAGGAAUCCAUUAAAAAGGAAUUAGAAAUUAUCAAUUCUGCUUUCUAUUGCGCAUUAUGUGAUAAACAAUAUACAAAAAUAACGGAAUAUGAAACGCAUUUGAGUUCAUAUGACCAUAACCAUCGCAAGCGAUUCAAAGAAAUGAAAGAGACUAUAAAUCGUCCAGUUGCGAAAUUAGACAAAAAACGUGAAAAAGAGAGAAAGAGAGAAGAAAAAGAAAUGGCACGGUUACAACAAGCCGCACUCCAAAAGGUUGUAAAUAAAUCUUCAUUUGCCAAGGGGACUGUUGACGAUGAGAUACCUUGUUCUGAAACUGUUAAAAGCACAAACACUAUGAAAAUUUCUUUUAAGAACAAAAAUGCAAAAUACUAA
Cetraspora pellucida is the source of this 837-nucleotide messenger RNA. NCBI's taxonomy places the organism in Eukaryota, Fungi, Glomeromycota, Glomeromycetes, Diversisporales, Gigasporaceae. The record is from the annotation of a GenBank genome assembly.